Molecule: messenger RNA, 930 nt
Organism: Arvicola amphibius (Eurasian water vole)
Lineage: Eukaryota; Metazoa; Chordata; Mammalia; Rodentia; Cricetidae
Gene: Sdr16c5
Product: short chain dehydrogenase/reductase family 16C member 5
Exons: 6
Coding region: 1-930 (309 amino acids)
Biological process (GO): retinol metabolic process; retinal metabolic process
Cellular component (GO): lipid droplet
Molecular function (GO): all-trans-retinol dehydrogenase (NAD+) activity
Source: RefSeq, a predicted model, not a curated record
AUGUCUUCCAACCUGGAAUCGGCGAAGGACAUGUUUAUUUUCUUAGGAAAGACGCUGUUUAGUAUCCUGGAGGCCCUACUUUUCCAACUGAUCUCAAAGCCCAAGAAGAACGUUGCAGGUGAAAUAGUCCUCAUAACAGGUGCUGGAAGUGGACUUGGAAGGCUCUUAGCCCUACAGUUUGCCCGCCUGGGAGCUGUGCUCGUUCUCUGGGAUGUGAAUAAGGAGGCAAAUGAGGAGAGCCUACAGGCAGUUCGGGAAGCAGGAGCCACCAGAGCGCAUGCCUACACCUGUGACUGCAGCCAAAGGGAAGAAGUGUACAGAGUGGCCGACCAGGUUAAAAAAGAAGUCGGUGACGUCGCUAUCCUCAUCAACAAUGCUGGCAUCGUAACAGGCAAGAAGUUCCUCGACUGUCCCGAUGACCUCAUGGAAAAGUCACUUGAUGUCAAUUUCAAGGCACAUUUAUGGACAUAUAAAGCCUUCCUGCCUACCAUGGUUGCUAACAACCAUGGCCAUUUGGUUUGCAUUUCAAGUUCGGCUGGACUAGUUGGAGUCAAUGGGCUGGCAGACUAUUGUGCAAGUAAAUUCGCAGCCUUUGGAUUCGCUGAAUCUAUGUUUCUGGAAACAUCUGCCCAAAAACAAAAUGGGAUCAAAACUACAAUUGUGUGCCCAUUCUUUAUAAAAACUGGAAUGUUUGAAGGUUGCACAACUAACUGUCCUACUCUGCUACCAAUUCUGGAGCCGGAAUAUGCAGUCAGAAAAAUAGUGGAAGCUAUUCUGCAGGAGAAGCUGUACCUGUAUAUGCCAAAGUUUUUAUACUUCAUAAUGUUCUUAAAAAGCUUCUUGCCUGUCAAGACAGGAAUGCUGAUAGCUGACUAUCUGGGAGUCUUCCAUGUGAUGGAUGGCUUCACUGGCCCAAAGAAGAAAGCUUAA